This is a messenger RNA of Aspergillus udagawae, 819 nucleotides long. Its product is annotated as putative dephospho-CoA kinase. Lineage: Eukaryota; Fungi; Ascomycota; Eurotiomycetes; Eurotiales; Aspergillaceae. The transcript has a single exon. Gene Ontology annotation, biological process: coenzyme A biosynthetic process. The coding region runs from base 1 to 819 and encodes 272 amino acids. Gene Ontology annotation, molecular function: dephospho-CoA kinase activity; ATP binding. The record is from RefSeq and is a predicted model, not a curated record.
AUGCUCAUAAUCGGCCUAACCGGCUCCAUCGCAACCGGCAAAUCAACCGUCUCGGCUCUCCUCUCCUCAGCCCCCUACUCCCUCCCCAUCAUCGACGCAGACCUCCUCGCCCGCCAAGUCGUCGAACCAGGCACCCCAGCCUACAAAGCAAUAGUCAACUACUUCGGCCCCAGCACGCCCGACCUCCUCCUCCCAGCUUCAGACGAUGAUCCAACGGGUUCACACCGACCACUGAACCGGCCCGCGCUCGGCCGGCGCGUGUUCGGGACCAGCGAGGAGCGCAAGCGCGACCGCAUGAUCCUCAACAAGAUCGUGCACCCCGCGGUGCGGUGGGAGAUCUACAAGGCGCUUAUGUACUACUAUGUGCACGGCCACUGGGCCGUUGUGCUUGACGUGCCGCUGUUGUUUGAGAGUGGGAUGGAUUUGAUCUGUGGGACGGUGGUGGUUGUGGGCGUGAGGGAUCCGGGGGUGCAGAUGGCGCGGCUGCGCGCGCGGGAUCCGCAUUUGUCGGCUGAGGAUGCGGAGAAUAGAGUGAGGAGUCAGGGGGAUGUGCGUGGGAAGGUCGAGAAGGCGGAGUUCCGGGGGACUGGGUCGGCGAGGGGGGUUAUUGUGUGGAAUGAUGGGGAUAAAGCCGACCUGGAGAGGGAGGUCAGUAAGGCGAUAGAGACGAUUAAGGCAUCAAGCCCGAAGUGGUGGGCGUGGGUUCUGUUGCUGGCACCGCCGUUGGGAGUAGGCAUCGCGGCUUGGAAUCUGGCAGUGAAUUUCGCGACGCAAAAGAGCUGGCAGAAGAAAGAGAAGGAAGAGAAGGCCAAGUUAUGA